This is a messenger RNA of Fomitopsis serialis, 1489 nucleotides long. RefSeq names its product NAD-P-binding protein. The record is from RefSeq and is a predicted model, not a curated record. Gene Ontology annotation, molecular function: oxidoreductase activity, acting on the CH-CH group of donors, NAD or NADP as acceptor. The transcript is spliced from 10 exons. NCBI's taxonomy places the organism in Eukaryota, Fungi, Basidiomycota, Agaricomycetes, Polyporales, Fomitopsidaceae. The coding region runs from base 205 to 1245 and encodes 346 amino acids.
GAUUCGUAGGAGGAGGUCAGUUCGUUGCAUCCAUGAAGCGCCUUACGGAAACACGUCUGAGAGCCUCGGGCAUCACUCGGUAUAGCUCGCCGCUGAGGCCUGAGGCCUGAGACCUGGUACCUACAGCGAUGCAUUGUUGCUCUCGAGCUUGCGGAUAUAUAAAAGGGGUGGGAGAUAGGCAUGUCUGCAUAAGCGGUUACACCAAUGGCUCCCAUCCGGAAUGGACGCGUGCUCUUCAAUGAGAUACCCUCAGGUUACCCAGAACCCGGGAAGACUAUGGUCUAUGACGACUCACAGCUCAUCGACGUCGACAAUGUGUCUCUCAAUGGCAGAUUCUUGAUCAAGGUACUCGUUCUCUCAAUUGAUCCGUACCUACGCGGAAGAAUGCGCGACCCCAGUAUCAAGAGCUACUCUAUGGCGUUUAAGAUCGGAGCACCGAUGGACAACUUCGGAGUAGGCGUUGUGCUCCGUUCCGAAAACGAUCAAGUCAAAGCUGGAGACCAUGUCUAUGGUUUCUAUCCAUUUCAAGAAUACGUCACGUUCAGAGAAAUCUCCGAAUUGCGCAGAGCACGAGUACUCAAGAACGAGGGAGGCCUGCCGUGGUCUGUGUACGUUGGUGUCUGCGGUCUAGCCGGCCACACGGCGCACCAUGGCUGGGUAGAAUUCGCAAAGCCUAAGCAGGGUGAUGUUGUAUUCGUCACCGCCGGCGCAGGCCCAGUCGGCUCGACUGUCAUUCAGCUCGCGAAACAAGCAGGGUGCAAGGUGAUCGCAUCCGCCGGCUCCGAAGAAAAGGUUGAUUUCUUGAAAUCCAAUGGGACCGACGUGGCGUUCAAUUACAAAACUGAGAAGACACUCGAUGUGCUGCUGAAGGAGGGUCCCAUCGACAUAUACUGGGAUAAUGUUGGCGGGGAAAGCUUUGAUGCCGCUCUCGAGGCCGCAGCAUGGCACGCACGUUUCAUUGAAUGCGGCAUGAUCUCCGCAUACAACAACGCGAACAGCUACACCGUCAAGAACCUUCCGCUCAUCUUCGCCAAGAGCCUCACACUGUAUGGGUUCACCGUCAUGGACUUCCACGACAAGUAUGCGGAACGGUUCUACGAGGAAGUCCCGCGGAUGGUGCAGGAGGGGAAGAUCAAGUACACCGAAGACGUUAGCUUCGGACUGGAGAGCGUAGGUGAAGCGAUGCUGGACGUGCAGAUGGGGAGGAACAAAGGGAAGAAGAUCGUAGUAGUUGCUGACGAGUAGGUGCUACUGUCAUGAUUCCGCCGUAUUUUCACGGUGGCACAUGGAAGCAUCUCGUCGACCGAAUUCAUAGGGCGGCGUAAUUUCAGUUGUUACGGUUAUGCUGUCUACAUACGUGCACAAUGUCUCAGACGUUCCCUGCUACACAGCAUGGACCUGUCAAAUCAGCAGAGUCAUCACAGCGAGUACUUCUGGCAAGUGCGUUGUGUCCGAUGUCACUAGUACAACAUGGAAUACACAGCUAUGU